Zootoca vivipara (common lizard) is the source of this 3278-nucleotide messenger RNA. RefSeq lists its product as uncharacterized. Lineage: Eukaryota; Metazoa; Chordata; Lepidosauria; Squamata; Lacertidae. The record is from RefSeq and is a predicted model, not a curated record. Gene Ontology annotation, molecular function: DNA-binding transcription factor activity, RNA polymerase II-specific; RNA polymerase II cis-regulatory region sequence-specific DNA binding. Gene Ontology annotation, biological process: regulation of transcription by RNA polymerase II.
AAGGGGAAUUUAGGAGGGAGGGGCCGUUUGCAGAAAAGUUGGGAGAACCUUAUAGAAAAUCCCAGGAGACCUAGGGCUGCAAAAAAGGACAUAGGAAGCACCUUUGUACGGAGUCAGACCAACAAGUCUGAUCCUUGGACUAAUCCGUCUGCGCUCACCUCGCUGAAGGAAAUGGCCGAAGGGGAGAGGAUAGCCAAUCUGAAAACAGAGGAACAGGAUCCGGCAGGCCCCAGGUUAUGGGAUGGCAUGGAGGAAGCCACAAGCGAAGGCCCACCAGUUAACAAUUUGGUCGGUGGAGCCAAGUUGGUUUUGACGGAGGAAGCAUCGCAGCGGGUUAAGCAGGAACCGAGCGAGGGUAUGCUCCAGCAGUGCUGGGAAGGCCAGUGGCAGGCCUUCCUGAAGGCUGUGCGGUCCCCUCGCUUGGGAGGGAUCGACCCGCAGGUGCCCCGGCCUGUGCCAAGGGAAGACAUCAAUGAAUGUCAGGUCACUUCUGAGGGAGUGGACGAAGCUGGCCAGUGGCCCCGAAGAGAAGGCAGCGAGGAGAUCCUGGACUCCUCCAGAGAACAGGUCAAAGUAGAGGUUCUGGACAAGGACCCCGUUGACUUGGACGUGCGACGCAGGCGCUUCAGGCAGUUCCGCUAUGAGAAAGCCGAGGGCCCCCGAGAAGUCUUGAGCCGACUCCGGGAGCUUUGCCACCGGUGGCUGAAGCCAGAAAGACACACCAAGGAGCAGAUCUUGGAGCUGGUGGUUCUGGAGCAGUUCCUAGCUGUCCUGCCCCAACGAAUACAGGGCCAAGUCAGGGAGCAGGACCCAGAGACCUGCACCCAGGUGGUGGCCCUCGUGGAGGAUUUCCUGAUGAGGCAGGAAGUCCAAGAUGCCAGGAGCUGGGAUCAGCAGGUGCUGAGGCCUUCUGGAGAAACAGCUGUGAAUUCCUCUGAGGCAAGCCAGGUUCCUCCCAACUUUUGGAAAGGGCAACUCUGCAGAGCAGCGGGUCAGGUAGAGGACAAAACUGCAGAUUUGACAGGUGACAGGCAAAUGCAUGAGAAGGAGGGGAUUGGCCUUCAAAAGGAACGUUCAGAGCAAGUGGAACCAAACGAUGCAACCUUACGAAGAGAAAAGGGUUUCAAGAAGUACAGGAAGGGAAUAACAUUUGGGAGUCAGCAGGAAGCGGAAAGAGAACCAAAGAGAACUCUAGAGAAAACUGUUCCCUGUCUGGAGGAUAACGAGGAUGGGGAAGAAAACAGGGUCCAGCCUCAUGACAGGCAAACAACCAAGAGAAGCUUCAGGCCCACUCUUAACCAUCAGAGAAUCCCCGCUGGAGAGAAGCCCUAUAAGUGCUCUUUCUGCGGGAAUAGCUUCACUCGGACGUGGGACCUCCUGGUACAUACGAGGAUCCACACCGGGGAGGCCCCGUAUAAGUGCUCCUACUGUGGGAAAAGCUUCAGCCGCGGUUCACUCUUCAGGGAACACGUGAGAACCCACACGGGGGAGAGGCCCUACAAGUGUUCACACUGCGGGAAGAGCUUCAACCGGAAACGCUACCUUAUCACUCACGAGAGAAUCCACACGGGGGAGAACCCGCCUCUGUGCCUUUAUUGUGGGAAAAGCUUCUCCCAGAGGGCCAGCCUCAUUGCCCACGAGCGGAUCCACACGGGGGAAAUCCCAUACAAAUGCAGUCACUGCGACAAAAGUUUCUCCCAGAAGUCCAAGCUCGUCAUACAUGAGAGGACCCACACGGGAGAGACUCCCUUCAAGUGCCCUGAGUGUGGGAAAAGCUUCAGCCAAAAGGGGAACCUUAGGACACACAUGAGAAUCCACACUGGAGAGAAGCCUUUCAAAUGCCUGCUUUGCAUGAAAAGCUUCUCUCAGAGGGCCAAACUCCUCGUACAUGAAAAAAUGCAUACUGAACCGAUCCCCGUAUAAGUGCAGGCGAUUGGUACAACAGAGGGGCUACUUAGGUUUUGUAGGAGAACUAAGGUAAAGACAAAUUUGUGAGAGGAUAAGCUGCAUGUCUCUAAACGCCAGUGGUUGGGGAAUGAUUUCGGGGAGCUGUUGUGGCUUUGUCCUGCUUUUGGGCUUCUCACUGGGGCAUCUGCUUGGCCACUGUGAGGAACAAGAUGCUCAACAAGACAGGCCUUUGCUCUGAUCCUGCAGGAUUCUUCUUGUGUCCUUUUUGAGCUGGGAGACAAGAAACUUCCCCCAUGAAAAUUUCACCCCCUCCUCCUGGGUGGCAAUAGGUAGAGCUCAGGCGGCUCUGGGUGUUUGCUGAAGUACAGCUCCCAUCGUCCCUGGCCAUUGGCUGUGCUGGGUGUUGCAUCCCAACAACACGUGGAAGCUCCUCGCCCAGUCUCCUCGAUCCCCAGCCCCUGAUCUGUUGAACCAAACUGGACUUGAUGGGAGUAUAUUGUGCUCCAGGAGGCUUGGUUUGGUCAGAAUCGAGUGUACGCUUCCAGAGUUGAUGCUGGCUGCCCCAAAGCAUCAUGGGAACUGUCAUUUUAGGGCAUUGGCAGAUACUAUGAACCCCCUCACAGAACUACCAUGCCCAUAGUUUUCUGCCAAGAGGGACUGAGCUUGUUCUGGAUUAAGAGCAGGGCUGAGAGCGACGCAUGUCUAGUUUGGCCACUUAUGGGUCUAGCAGUGUGGUAUGGCUUGUGGGUGUGAGGGGCUGGUAGUCCUCCAGAUGAUUGUUUGUUUUCUGCUCCAGAGAAGCAGACACGGAGCAAUGGAUUCAAACUACAAGAAAGAAGAUUCCACCUAAACAUUAGGAAGAACUUCCUGACAGUAAGAGCUGUUCGGCAGUGGAAUUUGCUACCAAGGAGUGUGGUGGAGUCUCCUUCUUUGGAGGUCUUUAAGCAGAGGCUUGACAGGCAUAUGUCAAGAAUGCUUUGAUGGUGUUUCCUGCUCGGCAGGGGGUUGGACUGGAUGGCCCUUGUGGUCUCUUCCAACUCUAUGAUUCUAUGAUAUUUGGACUUCCGGGGCUGGCUCACCCAGGGUAUUCUGCCGCUGAGGCAAAACAGUGUUGCUGCUGCACCCUCAACGAGUCCUGCCCCACACACCUACUGAGGGUGACUCCUUGUGUCCCCCACCGAUGACUACGCCAACUCCAAUGCUGCCAUUCCCACCCAUCCCCCAAGACAAAGGGAAGAAAAUGGAGACUGAAAAGGCAGCGGGGAAUGGGGCAAAAUGGAGCAGGCCGCAACAGUGGCAGAUCAGGAGAAUGGUUCACUCUUCGUGGGCCUAGAUCUGCUGCCCCACCCCACCCCCCCUCCGAGCCUCCU